This is a messenger RNA of Quercus robur (English oak), 4239 nucleotides long. Its product is annotated as probable LRR receptor-like serine/threonine-protein kinase At1g53430. Gene Ontology annotation, molecular function: protein binding; protein kinase activity; ATP binding. Gene Ontology annotation, biological process: protein phosphorylation. The transcript has 25 exons. Bases 344 to 3418 code for a protein of 1024 amino acids. The record is from RefSeq and is a predicted model, not a curated record. NCBI's taxonomy places the organism in Eukaryota, Viridiplantae, Streptophyta, Magnoliopsida, Fagales, Fagaceae.
AUCGUGGAUUCGAAACAAGACAAGUCAACAAAGGCUUGCUGCAAGUGUGCACUGCAGCCGACGCUUCCAACAUACAACAGGAGUUCGGUCAGAGACUAUAAAAGUACAAAAUCCUCCUGACCUUCCAGUCUUUUUCUGAAGUUCCUGAUAGAUUACUGUUAAAUAGCUUCUUCUGCCGCUUCAUUGUAAGAUCGGCAUACGAAUUCCUUUGACCAACAGGUCCUCGAACCAACCUGUCCCCCUUUCUUGGCGGUGCCUUUUUCUUACUCUUUCCCUCCAGCCUCUAUCUCUCUUCACUGUAUUUACAGGUGUACCGUGGCAGUUUAAGUAGUAGUACUUUUAUAUGAGGAAAACGAUGGGACUUGGGAUUUCAGAAUCCAAGGUUGUCUAUGUUGUUGUUCUUGUCAUUUUCGUUUUGAAUUGCUUCACCCAGUUUGGAACGGACGCUCAAAUUUUGCCACAAAAUGAAGUGAAAGCUCUUGAAGCAAUAAACUCAAAAUUGAAAAACCUAAAUUGGAAGAUCAAUGAAGAUUUCUGCAGAAUUCAGGGAAAUGUCAAGAGAUUCAUUACAGAAGACAUGCUAAGCAAUGUCACAUGCAACUGUUCUCUCAGUAGAGGCACUAUUUGCAGCAUCACACACAUUCAGCUGAAGCGUCUUAAUCUAAGCGGAGUUCUACCAGUUGAUUUUGGAAAUCUUCGUAAUCUGCAAGAACUUGAUCUCAGUUUCAACUACAUCAGUGGAUCAAUUCCUUCUAGUUUCUCUCAGCUCCCUCUUGUCAUUCUGUCCCUUUCACGAAACCGGUUAAGUGGUGAAAUUCCUAAGGGAAUUGGUGAGAUUGGUUCACUUGAGGAGCUGGUUUUGGAAGCUAAUCAGCUUGAUGGACAUCUUCCUAAAAACCUAGGAAAUUUGAGCAGCUUGAAGAGACUUGUUCUUAAUGCAAACAACUUUACAGGCACAAUACCAGAAACGUUUGGAAAAUUAACGAACUUAACUGAGUUUAGGAUAGAUGGGACUGCAAUUUCUGGGAAGAUACCUAGUUUUAUUGGGAACUGGAGCAAACUUGAAAGACUUGAUAUGCAAGGCACGUUCAUGGAGGGCCCCAUCCCUGUCACCAUAUCCCUGUUGUCAAAUUUAAUUGAGCUGAAGAUAUCUGAUUUGAAAGGAUUGAGUAUUGGAUUUCCUAAUUUGAAGGAUUUGAAAAAGUUAAAAUACUUGGUUCUAAGAAAUUGCUUAAUCACUGGUUCAAUCCCAGGUUACGUAGGAAAGUUAGAAUCUUUGAAGCGAUUAGACCUGAGCUUCAAUAAUUUGAGUGGUCCAAUUCCAUGGAAUCAAGAGCUAGAUGACAUGUACUUAACCAACAACUCAUUAAGUGGAGAAGUGCCAAAAUGGGUAUUGGAGUACACCAAAAAUAAUUGGGAUAUAUCUUACAACAAUUUUUCAGGGUCAUCUCAGAUUGAUUGUGGGACACGGUCACAUGUGAAUUUGGUUUCUAGUUAUUCAUCUGUUGAGAGCAACUCAAUUUCUUGGUGCUUGAAGAAGGGCCUUCCCUGUUCGAAAAAACCAAAACAUUACUCCUUGUUUAUUAAUUGUGGAGGAGAAAAAAUAAACUUUGAGGGGAAUGAUUAUGUACCGGACAUAAUUCCAGAUGGGCGAUCACAAUUUAGUUCUGUUUCUGAAGAAUGGGGUUAUAGCAGCACAGGGGUCUUCAUGGACAAGGACACUACUCCAUACCGUGCACAGAAUACAUUUUCUCUGAAUGUGACUGGUAUCUAUGAGACAGCUCGAGUUGCCCCUUUAUCACUUAGGUACUAUGGCCUUUGCUUGCGAAAGGGAAGUUACAAAGUAAAGCUCCACUUUGCUGAAAUAAUGUUCUCUAAUGACCAGACAUUUAGCAGCCUAGGGAGGCGCAUAUUUAAUGUCUCGAUUCAAGGAAAGUUGGAGUUGAAGGACUUCAACAUUGUGGAGGAAGCUCGAGGUGUUGGUAUACCCAUCAUUAAGGAAUUUGAUGAUGUUCUUGUAAGUGGUAGCACUCUGGAGAUUCAUUUUUACUGGGCAGGGAAAGGAACUACUUCCAUUCCUGUCAAAGGUGUCUAUGGACCUCUUAUAUCUGCCAUUGAAGUGACACCAAACUUUGUUGUUGGCGGGGGCCUAUCGGUUGGAGCUAUUGUUGGCAUUGUACUAGCAUCAUGUGUGAUCCUUGUAUUGAUUUUGGUGUUUCUUCGGAUGAAGGGUUACCUAGGGAAGAAAGUCCUUGAAGAUAAAGAACUACGUGGUCUAGAUUUACAAACAGGUUAUUUUACUUUAAGACAUAUUAAAGCUGCCAUUGGGAACUUUGACCCUGCAAAUAAGAUAGGUGAAGGAGGUUUUGGCCCAGUUUACAAGGGUGUACUAUCAGAUGGUGCUUUAAUUGCUGUUAAGCAGCUAUCCUCCAAAUCGAAGCAAGGGAGCCGUGAAUUUGUUACUGAGAUAGGCAUAAUAUCUGCAUUGCAACAUCCAAAUCUUGUGAGGCUUUAUGGAUGUUGUAUUGAAGGAAACCAGUUGUUACUAAUAUAUGAAUACAUGGAAAACAACAGUCUUGCCCGUGCACUUUUUGGUCGUGAGGAGCACCAGCUACAUUUGGAUUGGCCAACGAGGAGGAAGAUAUGCUUGGGAAUAGCCAGGGGGUUAGCUUAUCUUCAUGAGGAAUCAAGGUUGAAAAUUGUUCACAGAGACAUAAAGGCAACAAAUGUGCUCCUUGAUAAGGAUCUAAACGCCAAGAUAUCUGACUUUGGUUUAGCUAAGCUUGAUGAAGGAGAGCAGACGCAUAUUAGUACACGAAUAGCCGGAACAAUAGGUUAUAUGGCUCCUGAGUAUGCAAUGAGGGGUUACUUGACCGAUAAAGCAGAUGUUUAUAGCUUUGGAGUGGUAGCUUUAGAGAUUGUUAGUGGGAAAAGCAACACCAAUUACAGGCCAAAGGAGGAGUUUGUUUAUCUUCUGGACUGGGCCUAUGUCUUACAAGAGCAAGGAAACCUACUCGAACUUGUGGAUCCAAGGCUUGGUUCAAGCUACUCCUCUGAAGAGGCAAUGAGGAUGCUCAGCUUGGCUCUUUUAUGCACCAACCCCUCUCCCACUCUCAGACCAUCAAUGUCUUCCGUAGUAAGUAUGAUUGAAGGAAAAUGUGCGGUUCAAGCACCAAUAAUAAAGCGCAGUGAAACAAACUUGGAUCCAAGGUUUAAAGCUUUUGAGAACCUUUCACACGACAGCCAAACACACGUGAGCUCCACUUUUUUGCAUGACAGUCAAACGCAGAGAGACAUGUCAAUGAACGGGCCAUGGAUUGAUUCCUCUUUUUCUGUCCAAAGUAAGGAUGUGAUCAGCAGAGACCAUUCUUCAUCAAGCAAGCUUCUUCAGGAUCUUUAUGACGUUAAUCUAGAGUGACUGAUGAAUAGAGAAAAAUACACAGGAUUUUUUUCCCCAAUCAAAUUGAAUUCUUGGAUUUGGCUCGACUGGGAUUAGAUUCUCUCUUAUUUUCAGUUGGAUGGACAUGAUACAUUAUCUAAUAUAUAAACAUGUAAUAUGCUAGUCAGUAAUUUGGGUAAGUACUAAAAAAUUAUGAUCUUUUUUCUCUGUUUUUAUUAUAAUUUUAUUUGUAUGUAGAACAAUUUGGACUAGGAUGUCCAACAAUUUGAACAAUAAGGGAGCUAUCUAUAUAGUUCCUAGACCUAAUCUAGGUAACGACUCAACUUAUAUCCUUUGCCUGGUUCACUUUAGGCCGAGGUGUACUUCUCACGGAUUUUUGGGGAAACCCAAAAAGGCCUGUCUUGGGCACUUGUGCCCAUAGUACCCUUAAUAGGAACUUUGUGAGGGAAGGAGGAAAUUUUCCUUUUUUUGACUUUGCUGAACCUUGGAUGGACAAAAGGGCAAGAUGUGCCCUUGUUGGAAGAUAUUCUUUAAAGAGAAGCUCACUUUCAAGGAAAAGUGUAGGGUGGUGAUUGAGGAGGUUUAAGAGGAAGUUGAUUGGAUGGACUACAUGGAUGUUGAAGCAAUGACGACACUAUUCACACCUAAGAUGGAGGGGAAUGUGCCAACCAUCAUCUGUGAGGAGCUAAGUGAUCCACCUACAUUCAUCAUACCUACUAUGGGCACUCUAGCAUUUGGAUUUGGGUUGGUUUUUCUUAAGUCAUAGGAAAAAUAUCCUAUAAUGCAAGUUUUAAUGUACUUUUCAAUAUUUUUAAUAAGAUGAAUUUUGAUUUGGCUUA